AUGAGGUUUGAAACGCACCACAUGAAGGCAAAUACUGUCAUUCGCCUCCUUCGUCCCUAUCCCUGGCAAUUAUCUUCUUCUGUUGUUUCUGAAAAACAACAACAUCGAUUGAUCCCAAGAUCACCACCGGAACUUCACCGUAGCCAAGUCAAAACAGGGACCUUAAAAAACCUUUCCAACCGCACCGGCCACGCCCGCUUCGGGGGGGGGGCGAGUUGCACACGUUCCAAACCCCAACCCAGGCCCCCACCGCAACCAAAACCCAAACCAAAACUCAAGCCAACCUCAAACCCAACAAGGGUUCGUCACUGUGGGAAUUUCUUAAAACCAUCCAUUUCAACUCUAAGCCCGCAACACAAGAGAAAAACUCUACCUCAAUCUCCCCAAACCACCACCACAUCCGCGUUCACUUUUGAUACCUUCGUCACCAACGACGCCAGGCGUCUCCGACGGAACAGAUCGUGUUCACUUUACUCCCUCCCUCACGCACGCAAAAACCUCUAUUCCUCAUUGCCCACCGGAAAUACAAAGUGCCGGCGACGCCCGCGCACUCCGCCAAAACCUCCUGCCCAUGUCCAAGAAAAGGACAAAUCCGACGCGCGUGUUGAAACUAAUCCAUCAGAGGUCCGGCGAUUAAGUCCAAGAUCGCCGACCUCCCGGGCCGGCCGAGUGAUACAGACACGUGGGUACUACAAGUGCAGCACCGUCAAAGGGUGUCCGGCGAGGAAGCACGUGGAGCGCGCGCAAGAUGACCCGAAGAUGCUGAUAGUGACGUACGAGGGCGAGCACCGUCACGCGCUUCCGUUGCCUGCCGCUACCGGCGGUGGUUUCGGGCUUUGA
Molecule: messenger RNA, 840 nt
Organism: Vigna umbellata (rice bean)
Lineage: Eukaryota; Viridiplantae; Streptophyta; Magnoliopsida; Fabales; Fabaceae
Source: RefSeq, a predicted model, not a curated record